GUCAGUGGAAGAGAGGCUUGGUUGGAAAGUGGGAAAAGUGGAAUACUGUACUAGGCAGGGCGAGCAACUGGGAGACAAUAGCGAGUAGAGCGAGGAUAGUCGCUGUUCCAAGACAGAGCUGUGCUUUCUUAAGCGAAUUGUGAUGGCACAUACAGUCGUGGGAAGUUUCAAUAAUGUCUCUGUCGAUUAAAGCAGCACGGGUGGAGAGUGCGUCUUCUCGGUGUGCGUCUGCACCUUGUGUAUGAUAGCUUGAGCCAAAGGUCAGACAAUUUUUUGGCAACCGGGCAGUUAAAAAUGCCACGUUCAGCCGAUUUACUGCGGUGCGCAAGCAGACCGCGUUGCCGGGCGAUGCCUGCGCGAGGGGAAUCGUGGUUCAACUGAGGGAAUCUGGACGACUGAAGAUGGUUUUGUGCGAACCAUGGCUAAUGGAACUGGCACAAUCAUGUUGAAAUGCGUUGUUGUUGGAGACGGCGCCGUGGGCAAAACUUGCCUGUUGAUGAGCUACGCCAACGACGCUUUUCCAGAGGAAUAUGUGCCAACUGUCUUUGACCAUUACGCAGUGAGUGUGAAUGUCGGGGGCAGACAGUACCUGUUGGGACUCUACGAUACCGCAGGGCAGGAAGACUAUGACCGCCUGAGGCCUUUAUCUUACCCGAUGACCGACGUCUUCCUCAUCUGCUUCUCGGUGGUCAACCCGGCCAGCUUCCACAAUGUGCGGGAGGAGUGGGUCCCCGAGCUUCGGGAGUACGCGCCUGGCGUUCCCUUCCUGCUCAUCGGAACCCAGAUCGACCUGCGGGAUGACCCCAAGACCAUUGCCAAGCUGAACGAUGUCAAAGAGAAGCCUGUUGUCACAGAGCAGGGGCAGAAGUUGGCCAAAGAGAUCGGUGCCUGUUGCUACGUGGAGUGCUCGGCGCUAACGCAGAAGGGGCUGAAGACGGUUUUUGACGAGGCGAUCAUCGCUAUCCUCGCGCCGAAGAAGAGCAUCAUUAAGAGACGCCUGGGCACACGUUGCAUCAGCUGCUGCCUGAUCACGUGACCGGUUGUUACACUGUUGCCUGAACACGUGACCCCAUUGCCUCGCUGCUGCCCGACGGUGUGACCCACUGCUAAGCUUCUGACUGUCUGAUCACGUGACUUGUAGCUGCGCAGCUAUCUGAAUGUGUGGCCCUCUGCUAUGCCGCUGUCUGGUCAUGUGGUGCGUUGCUAUGCUGCUGUCUGAUCACUUGACCUGUUGCUGUGCUGAGGCUUGAUCACGUGACCCCUGCUUUCUGUUCACGUGAGAGAGGGAGGAGCUGUAGGAACUGUCUGUAUGCUGUGGACCUGAUCCCAAAGCCAGAUUCUGGUUCUCACUCAGCUGUGGGCCCAGAGGGUAGAAAAUGGGGGGCUCGGUGGGAGACGGGGGCUUUAUUACAAGGGAAAAUAUCCCCAUUAGCUCAGCAGCACAGUCUCCCAGCACCAAUGUUCUUAAGACUUUUUAAUGUUCCUCAGAAUGGACAUUCCAACAUUUUUUAAUGACGUUGAAAGAUGUGCUUUAUACAAAAUUUAUAUAACGAAAAAAAACCCCAAUAUCGAACAUUGGACAAGAGGUCAGAUGAAAAAAGAUUUUGUCGGAUGUUGGUCCCUCCAAAUUUUUAGUUCACGGAAUGAUUUUGCUGGUCCCAGGCCAGAUAAGUGCAUCUCAGGUGCAUAGAGCUCCUUUUUGUUAUUCGUGAGCUGCUUUUGAUGGCAGUGGUUCCAGUUGGGGUGAAUGAAGAAGCAUGCCAGGGCCUUUUUUAAAAACAUGUUUCUUUUUUCUUCAGAGAAGCACACAUUGGAAAAUUAAAGAAGUUUUACAAUAAUGUUGGUGGAAUGUUUCGUAGCACUAUAUAGAAGAAGCAAACACACCCAUAAGCACAGGAAAAAUGGAAAACUGUGUUCAAUAAUGAGCCAGACUGGUUCCAGUUCUACAGAAACUAAGAAUAAGGUUGGAUGUUAUUCAAAAUAAUCUUCUGAAAACUUUUAUUUGACAUGUAUUAUUUUAUUUGACAUACAUAUAUAUUUCUGAAUCAUAGAAUCACAUAAUUUUUAGAAGAUUAUUUCACAGUGCAUCAAAUCUUUUCUUAGUCAUUGAUGGACAAGCACCUAAAGAGGAAAAUAUUCACACAGUUUGUGUAUGAGCCCAAGAUAUGUUUUACAAAUGAUUUCCAGCCCUACAGAGGCUAGAUCCCUGACUAGAGGAUCCAGCAUUGUUUCAGCUUGGGAUUCCCAAGGUCUCCAGUGAUAUGAAACUGUUCCAUACAUUUACAAGUCUUUGCAUGGAAAAGAUACUUGGUGUCAGUGUGAUUUACCUUGAGAGCCAAUUUCUACCUAUGCCCCUUGUUCUGCUGAAAGAACUAGACUCGAAAAAUCUUUUGUAGUCCACUUUGUUAAAAUCUAAAAACUUAAAACAGAAGACACCUCAAGAAAACUAACUUGGGUUCAACCCUUUGGGCAGUCCCAUGUGAUUCUAGAAAUUUUACUGAUCACUUCACAAUACCAACUCCAACUAUACAUUUUUCUGUCCUGGGGAUUUCUUAAUUCUUAAUUAUUCCCAUUAAAUGCACAGACACACACACACACACACACACGUAUAUACUCACACACAUUGUGUAUAAAUAUUCCAAUAGAGUGCAUUUGACAUCACCCAAGCACACACACCCACUCAUUUGGUCACAGUAACUUUCUUACCCACACACGAGCACAUGCUCAUUCACUUGCUUUUUGUGUAACAUACACACACACACGUGCUCGCGUGCACACACGCACAUGCACAGAUGCACGCACACACACACACACACAAAUAAAUAAAAAGCAGUGAGGCCAGUGUUUUGGCUCAUUGUGUUACUCUGUGUUUACUGUGCUCUCUAUGCAGAUGUGAAUCAGCUGUGAGGUGGAGAGCUUCAUUAUUGUAUGUUAAUCUCUGCAGGAGUGUCGCUGUGAAACUGAGUUUACAGGUUUAAAUUCCACAUAACCCAGUCCUUCUUUCCUGUAGUCCACGCUUCACGGCCUCUGUGAGCAAAGCCCAGGCUCAACAGUUUAUUUCAUAUUCUGCAGCAUAAGCAAAAAUGAAAAUUUCCUCGGCUUAAGUGGUGUGCAUGUGAAGCGCAUGUGUGCAGUGUGUGCGCAUGUUGGGUAAAUGUAGGUGCAUUUUGUGUGUAUAUCUGUGUUUAACCAGGUCUGUUUAAGUAUACAUGUAUUUCAGUAUAAGCAUGUUUAACUAAGCCUGUGUAAGUAUGUAUGUGCUAAGUACAAAUGUGUGUUAUGUGUACACAAGUAGGUGUGUGUGUAUGAGAGAGAGAGAGAGAGAGAGAGAGAGAGAGAGUGAGUGUGUGUGUGUGUGCGUGUGUGUGUGUGUACAGAUGCUGUCAGUGUCGACUUGGGGUCAGUCCCAGCCCUCAGCGCCUCUGGUUUUUUGCUGUUGUUCCUUUAAUGCAGUUUAAUAAUCAUUCAGGAAGCUUUGUUCUUGUUUGUAUUACUUGAUGUUCAGUAUGAUAGUUGACAAGGUGUCAAUCAGGUCUGUGCUUCUUGAAGUUCAUGCCUUGGGACUUAGGAUUCCCUGGGGAAUACUGCGCUUCGAAUCCCAGAUCUUUGUGUUUGUUAUUUAAGUAUCUGGAUACAGCGUCUGCUGUAAUUAAAAAUAGUACAAAAAAGUUACAAAUAAUAGAGGGAGAAAACCGAAAAUAAUGACAAAUAGCAUUUUAUAUUUAAUUAAUUUUUAUUCGCUUCCAGAACUCACAUUAAGCUGAAUUUAAAGGGAAAAUAAAAUCUUAAAAGAAAAAAAGGAAAGGUUUUAAUGUAGCCUUGUAUAACAAAAAAAAAAAAAAAAGAUUUUUCAGCUAUUAAAUGCACCUCUGGUGAAUGAGUGCCCCCUAGUGAUAGCAUUUAAAAAGUUAGGGGUGCCUUAUGGAUUGAGAUUUUACCAUAUUUUAUGUUGUAUUAAAUCUAAAAUUAUAUAGAUAUAUAGGGAACCCUGGGAAACGCUGCUGGAAAACACUGCACAGAAAUGUUUGAUCUCUGUAAGAUUGUGUGCUUAGGGGAUUUUGAUAAAAAUGUAAUGCAGCAACCCUGCAGAAAGAUGUCUGAAAACCUUAACCAUCAUUGACCUAUACAUGGACAAACAUCCAUUUUGUGGUGUGUAAGGAUGACUGGAUGAAAAUACACUGACUAGAGCACCUUAAAAAUAGAUUUUUAUCUCAGUGAGACUCACCUGGAUAAAAAAGGAUAAAUAGAAAUAAAAUAAGUAAAAACAUG
Molecule: messenger RNA, 4269 nt
Organism: Anguilla anguilla (European eel)
Lineage: Eukaryota; Metazoa; Chordata; Actinopteri; Anguilliformes; Anguillidae
Product: rho-related GTP-binding protein RhoQ-like
Exons: 5
Coding region: 419-1036 (205 amino acids)
Biological process (GO): cortical actin cytoskeleton organization; small GTPase-mediated signal transduction
Molecular function (GO): GTP binding; GTPase activity
Source: RefSeq, a predicted model, not a curated record